AUGCAGGCCUCAACCACCCCAAAUGACACCUCCGUCACCAGCGUUGACUGCCACGCAUCCCUGUUGCUCUCUUGGUCUCGGAAAUGCAGAUCAUCGUACUGGUUUGCAACGUUCGUAGUUUGGCUAGGUCUCGCUACAGAUCUUCUCAUUUAUUCUAUGGUCAUCCCCGUUGUUCCUUUCCAGCUCGGACGCCUCGGGUGUAACGAUGUAUCCUCCCUGGCGGGAUGGCUUCUCUUCGCAUACGUAUGGUCACAAUCAAUUUAUCCUGCCAUCCCCGUCGCUGUGUGGUCUGAAAAAUGCGAUUCACGAAAAUUACCCCUCGUUCUUGGAGUACUCAUACUCAUAGGUUCCCAAAUCAUGUUCAUGGAGGCCCCGACUUACUGGCUGAUGGUCCUCGCACGAGUUCUCCAGGGCGUUGGAUCCUCCAUGACGUGGGGAACUGGCUUGGCAGCUUUUUGCGUACUAUCUCAAAUGCUCGCAUUUGCUCGUCUCAUCGCAUGUCAGGGGCAGCUCGGGAUCGCAAUGUCCGGCGCUUCCUUUGGAGAGCUCCUUGGGCUCCCAUUAGGCGGGGCGCUUUACACCCGUUUCGGCUUUCGUGGGCCCUUCAUUUUCGGGAUCAUUGUCGCCUUUUUGGAUCUUGUGUUCCAGUUUCUCACUAUUGAAUGCAAGGACUCACAAAAACAGCCCUCUUCUCCCGAUAGUCUCGCACUGGAGAGGGACACGUCGGACAAUGAUAACACCGUACAGCAAAAAAGCAUAUCUUUUACACAAGUUCUCCGUCUUCUGUUCCAGUCAAAACGUGCUCUAACGGCAACUUGUGUCCUAUUCUUCGCCGGGCAUGUCCUCCCUACUUUUCUUCCUUCCUCCUUGAUCCAUUUGAACAGUGUUUGGGGGCUCAAUCCAUCGGAGGUUGGUCUCGUCCUCUUGGCCGCUGCCAUUCCUACUCUUUUCGCUUCGCCUCUCUCAGGUUGGCUGACGGAUCGGCAAGGUCCCUCCUCUGGUGAUCAUAAGCGCAUUGAUCCCUCUCCAUUACCGUGGUAUAUCGUGAGGACGAUAAAUGGUCAUAUGGCUUUGUUCAUCGUGGCUUAUGCCUCUGCAAUCUUCUUCACCACUGCAGUCUGGUCUCCUGUUUCAGCAGAGCUUGCGUCAGUGUCACGAAAUGUAGACGGUAUUGGAUAUGCUCAUGUUUCGGGAAUUUUCAGUCUGGCGUAUGGGGCAGGAGCAACAGCAAGGGAUGGGCGACUAUCUCUUUUUAUUACGGUCGGAGCACUUGCCAUCGGUAUUGUCGUCACGGUUUUAUAUAGUGGAGAGAAGCCCAUAGCCCGACGAUACUACUUGUAA
Molecule: messenger RNA, 1341 nt
Organism: Desarmillaria tabescens
Lineage: Eukaryota; Fungi; Basidiomycota; Agaricomycetes; Agaricales; Physalacriaceae
Product: major facilitator superfamily domain-containing protein
Exons: 10
Coding region: 1-1341 (446 amino acids)
Biological process (GO): transmembrane transport
Molecular function (GO): transmembrane transporter activity
Source: RefSeq, a predicted model, not a curated record